Messenger RNA from Dictyostelium purpureum, 294 nucleotides. RefSeq lists its product as uncharacterized. The transcript has a single exon. Lineage: Eukaryota; Evosea; Eumycetozoa; Dictyosteliales; Dictyosteliaceae. The coding region runs from base 1 to 294 and encodes 97 amino acids. The record is from RefSeq and is a predicted model, not a curated record.
AUGACUGCUUGUCCUGAAACCCCCAAAAAACAAUUUUAUAACAACCCAAAUAGUUUUGAAGAUUCAGAUUUUUAUAAUAUUGAAUUCAAUAGUUUAUUGUUUGGUCCAAUUCAAAAUCAAAAGUAUUUAUAUGAUCCAUAUUUUUAUCAACUAAAGAAAUUAGAAUGGGAAGAAAAUAAUUUAAUGUUAAACUAUAGAAAUAAUAAUAAUAAUAACAACAAUAAUAAUAGUUUUACAAAUAUUAAUAAACUACCACCAAAGGCAACUAAAUCAACAAAACUAAAUUAUGAUUAG